Sphaeramia orbicularis (orbiculate cardinalfish) is the source of this 2042-nucleotide messenger RNA. RefSeq names its product glycoprotein endo-alpha-1,2-mannosidase-like protein. The transcript has 4 exons. Lineage: Eukaryota; Metazoa; Chordata; Actinopteri; Kurtiformes; Apogonidae. Gene Ontology annotation, molecular function: alpha-mannosidase activity. The record is from RefSeq and is a predicted model, not a curated record. The coding region runs from base 588 to 1916 and encodes 442 amino acids.
UUUUUUUUUUUUAGACUCUGCAGCUUCAUAAAAUACUCCAAAUAUAGAAUAUACGAGUCCCGCCUUCUUUGAUAUCAAAAAACUGACUGUGUAAAGGAGCGACCAACCAACCACGGGGGCUGGAGAAUCUCACGGACAUCACCGGAGAGCAGCACUGCCGGUCCUCAGUUCAGAUGUGGGACUGACACACUUCAGAUGAUGGGAACAGCACCGGACCAUCCGCCUGCCACAGCUUAAGGCAGUUCUUCCAGGAGUUCAAGCCUCAGCUGACACUUGAACUACAUCCUCCUCUAUUAUUCAGAUCGUAGCAGGUCGAGCGCUUCGGGAAGAAGAGAAGGGAAGGGGACUGUGGGACUGUAAGACCCAGACCAGGGUCCGGAUCAGCACAAUGCAAAACAGGAGGCUGCAGAAGAAAGUUAGAGAUCCCACCGACAGCUGCGUCAGGUAGUCAGCUGUGACUGCAACCAUGUAGCGGCUGUGUUUACUUCAGAAAAGUCUUCAUCAGAUGUCAUGCACGACACUUUAAGACAAGUAGCUCUUAGGUUGUGAGGUUCAGGAGCCUGUCGCCGUUUGCUGCUGUUCCAAACAUGGCAAGACUCCGGAGGAAAGCUUGCAUAGCCUUGUUCCUGUUCACCUUGUUUGUCUUCGGAACCAUGAUGGGACUGAGGACGCUGAAGCCCAGUGACGGCUUCUCGGAUCUGGCUCCGGGCUUGGAGAUCUUACCCAUGAUCGGGGGGAAGAUGGACCGGCGCUCCGUGUCCCGUGAUGCCACUGCGUCCCCGGGUCAAGCCCACCAACCCAACACCAAAGCAGUUUUGUCUAACUCCGGCCCCGAGGGGACAAUAUUUUAUGACGUUCACAUUUUCUACUACAUCUGGUAUGGGAACCCCCAUAUGGACGGCAAAUAUAUCCACUGGGACCACAUCCUAGUCCCGCAUUGGGAUCCCAAAAUCGCAGCCAGCUACCCGAGAGGAAGACACAUGCCUCCUGAAGACAUCGGCUCCAGCUUCUACCCAGAACUCAACCCCUACAGCUCCAGAGACCCGGACGUGUUGGAGUCCCACAUGGAGCAGAUCGGAGCAUCUGCAGCAGGGGUUCUGGUCCUGUCCUGGUAUCCGCCCGGCCUGGCUGAUGAUAAUGGGGAACCCGCUGAGGAUUUGGUACCAGCUGUACUGGAUGCUGCAUAUAGACACAACCUCAAGGUUGCAUUUCACAUCCAGCCAUACAGAGGACGGAAUGACCAGAGCGUACAUGACAAUGUUAAGUACAUCAUUGACAGGUACGGUGACCAUGGGGCGUUCUAUAAAUUCACCUCCAGCACAGGGAAGAGUCUUCCUCUGUUCUACAUCUACGACUCCUACCUAACUCCUCCUGAGUCCUGGUCUGAGCUUUUGACUCCCACGGGUUCCCACAGUGUGCGUGGAUCAGCCUACGACUCCAUGUUCAUUGCCCUGAUUGUGGAGGAGAGGCAUAAGCACGACAUCCUGGCUGGUGGUUUUGACGGCAUGUACACUUACUUUGCCUCCAACGGCUUCUCCUUUGGUUCUUCUCACCAGAACUGGAAAGCCAUCAAAGCCUUCUGUGAUGGCAACAAUCUCCUCUUCAUCCCCAGUGUGGGGCCGGGAUACAUAGACACCAGCAUCCGACCGUGGAACAACCACAACACCCGCAACCGGGUCAACGGGCGUUACUAUGAGACGGCCCUGCAGGCUGCACUGAAUGUACGGCCGGAAAUGGUCACCAUCACAUCCUUUAAUGAAUGGCACGAGGGGACGCAGAUUGAGAAAGCUGUUCCUAAAAAAACUGUAACCCGAGUGUACUUGGACUAUCAGCCACAUGGACCUGAUCACUACCUGGAGCUGACCCGCCACUGGGCCGAGCAGUUCAACAAAGAGAAGGAGCAAUGGCUCAUGUGAGCUGGAACCCAAGGACUAAAAAUGACACGCUCUAAGGCAGGGGUGUCGAACAUACAAAGGAGUCCAAAGGAGUCCAAUCCGGCCUGUGGGCUGAAUUUGUGAAAUGCAGAAAUUACAUUGAAGAUA